Microbotryum saponariae is the source of this 3993-nucleotide messenger RNA. NCBI's taxonomy places the organism in Eukaryota, Fungi, Basidiomycota, Microbotryomycetes, Microbotryales, Microbotryaceae. The record is from the annotation of a GenBank genome assembly.
AUGGACGCCAAUACCUUGUUCCAGCUGUUCAACGCCUCUUUCGAUGCCGGUACGUUCUUUCGUCGAAAGCCAUGAGCCAAGUGCCCGCGCGCCUCGACUUUGACGCGGGAAAAGACACGUCCUGCCUCGAGGAUGCGGUGUGGGUGUGGGUGUGUCCUAUGCUAGAUCCGGGGCUGACGUCCAGCCCUACUAUCGUACUGCCCACCCCACAGAUCCGAACGUCCGCAUCUCGGCUGAACUCGAACUGCGAAAGGUCCGUUCCGCUCUCUACGAUCGACCCCCUGACCGCGCGGUCCAGCGCUCUCCCCGUUGCGCCCUCUGGUCCUUCACGCGCGCCUGGCGCUGACCACGACGCGUCCCACCUCCCGCAGCUCGAAUCGGUUCAAGGUCUCAUCCCGACCCUGCUGCAACUGAUCGCGCCCUCGUCGUCGGCCUCGUCCGUCGUACGCCUCGCAGCGUCCAUCUACCUCAAGAACCGCGUAAAGUCGUCCUGGAGGAUACCCAGUCCCUCCUCCCUGCCGUCCUCUUCCACCAACCCCUCCGCCCGGACCAACUAUACUCCCAUCCCCUCCUCCGAUCGAGUUUCACUCAAGGCGAACCUACUUCCCUUGCUCAACUCGUUGGCGAACGAUCAUUCCCAGGGAAAUGACAAGGUCAAGGCCCAGGUCGCGCAGGUCUUGGACAAGGUCGUGUCGAUCGAUUACCCCAACGAUUGGCCCGGUUUGGGCCAGGAGAUUCAGAACUUGUUCGCGACGGGCGACCAGGCCGGCAUCGAGGCCGGAUUGAGGGCUGGCGUUUGUGUCUUUUCGGCGUUGAGGUCAGUGUCGAUCGCCGUGCGAGUGCGAGAGGCGGCAGUAGCUAACUUGUUUGAUGCGAUCCUCUCCUGUCCAGAUUCAAUGGUGACGAACGCAAGACCGAUACCUUGCCGAACCUCGCCGCGUCGCUCUUGCCUCAACUGCUCGCGCUCUCGCAACACAUCAUCACCCCUUCGCCUACGGACGCGAGCUCGUACGCCGCGCAAGGCACUUUACUCGCCCUCCUCAUCAAGGCGUACAAGAAUUCGAUCUCUCAUACGCUUACUCCCGCACAUCAAGCGCACGAUUCGAUCGUCCCUUGGGGGAGUUUGUUGCUUCGAAUCGUGCAAACCCCUUUGGCGAUCCAGUUGCUCCCCGAGGACGAAGACGAGAGGGAAGAACACCCGUGGUGCAAAGCCAAGAAAUGGUCCUUCUUCGCCCUCAACCGUCUCUUUGAUCGUUAUGGCAACCCCUCGCAAUUGCCCUCGAACAUGAAGGAACCCUACCUCGCGUUCGCGCAGAGGUUCGAACAGCAGUUCGCACCGGAGAUCUUGAAAGCUUAUUUGGGCCUUGUCGAGAGGUUGAUCGGAGGGGAGUGGCAGAGUAGGAAGGCGAAGACUUUCGUUCUGAACUACUUUAUGGACUGGUCAGUCGAAACUUGAACAACAAGUUGAACGAAACGCGUCGCACGCACGCUAACUCAAACAGUUGACGUCUCUGGCGCCGACACAGCAUCAAGCCGAAGAACACGUGGGCGUUGAUCAAACCGCACAUCAUCCCGCUCGUACAAUCCUUCAUCUUCCCUUUGGCCUGUCUCACGGACGACGAGAUCGACCAAUUCUCCGAGGAGCCGCAGGAGUUUGCCAAGGCGCAUUUCGGCGAUUUUGUCAUGGAUUCGUACGGCUCGCCAACGGCCUCGGCGUUGAGCUUUAUCAACGAACUCGUCGAACUUAGGACCGCUUUCGCCCUUCGACCGAUCCUGACCUUCAUCCAACAAGUCGCGUCCAAGUACCCUACCGAGACGACGCCGCAGCAGAAAGAUGCCGCGUUGAGGAUGUUGAUCGCUUUGGCACCGACGGCGGUCAAGUCCAAAAAGAUCGCGCCCAUGAUGGAGAGUUUCUUUACGGUUCACGUCUUGCCCGAAUUCAAGAGCAAGCACGGGAUAUUGAGGUAUCGUGUGUGCGAGGUGGUGGAAAAGUACGAGAGCUUUGAUAUGAAGUGGGAAACGAGGACGGUAAAUCGUUAUCAUGCCGGCUGUUUGGCCUUUAUGGGGAUGUUCCAUGCUCACUCGCGCGUAUGCUUUGCUUUGCCCUUCUUACAGAACCUUGAUGCGAUUCUGCACGCCUUGAUGAAUUGCAUCACCGACCCGGAACUGCCCGUACGGAUCCAAGCUGCGAUCGCGCUGCCCGAGUUGAUCCGGUACGAAGACGUGCGCGCCGAGAUGGUCCCCAACGUCGGGCGCAUCAUCCAGGAACUGCUCAAGCUCUCGAACGAGGUCGAUCUCGAUGCUUUGACCAACACGACCCGCGCGCUCGUUGGCGAGUUCCAGCUCGAGGUCACACCCUUUGCGGUCGAGUUGACGCAGUCGUUGACGAGUUCGUACACGCGCUUGAUCCACGAGUCGAUCGAGGCGCGCGCUCGCUCGAACCCCGAUGACGAGAGUCUGUUGUAUGGCGACGAGAAGACGCUCGUGCAGAUGAAUUUGCUCAAGACGAUAGAGCAGUUGACCGUCUCGCUCGAAGGGAUGCCCAUGUUGGAUCAGAUCGAGGCGAUCGUCGCUCCGGCGUUGCAAAUCACGAUCGAGAACGAGUGCAUUGGUGAGCCGGGAUCCUGCCCCAUCGUCGCCCAAUUGUCGCCUAGCCGGUUCUUGACGACGGACGGCUGAUGCUUUGGGAUCAUGGCAUUACAGAUCUGUACGACGAGGUGUACGACAUCCUUGACUCGCUCACCUUUUUCCAGAAAAAGAUCUCGCCGUGCCUGUGGCCGAUCUUUGUCGCGACGUACAACACCUUCAAGGCCGGCUCGGUCGAGUUCGUACACGAGAUGUCCGGCUUCCUCGACAACUGCGUCACGUACGGACGCGAGGUCAUGACCACGAACGAAGCGUAUCGAAGGAUGGUGAUCGACAUGUACGAUACGAUCAUGGUCUCUCGCGAAUUGGGCGCCGCCGAUCGGUGCACGGCGUGCAAGCUCGCCGAAGGGAUCUUGUUGAACUUGGCCGGGCACGCCGACGAGGCUUUACCGAUCAUCUUGGAACGCUCGAUGAAGAUCGUGCUCGCGCGCAAGACCGACGACCCGGACUACACCAUCACUAACAGCUUGUUCCUCCAUGCUCUCGAAGUCGUCGUAGCGGCCGUCUUGUACAACCCUGCUUUGACGCUCGCGACUCUCGAUGGUCACGAUUGGACGCAGCAGUUCUUUGCGGUCUGGUUCAAGAACUUGGCUCGUUUCACGCGCGUGCAUGAUAAGAAGAUGAUCGUUUCGGCCAUGUGUGCGCUGUUGGAAUGGCUCGCACAAGGGGGGAAGGAAUCGCCGUUGGCGAGGAACGCGUCGAUGGUCGUCGUUGGCGCGUUGACGGUGUUUAAGGAGUUGCCCGGUGCGCUGGUCAAGAGGAGAGCGUUGGAGACGCAUUAUGCAGAGGGGGGCAGUGAUGAGGAAGAGGAGGAUGUCGAUGAUUUUGAUGAGGAGGAUCUCGACGAGGAGGGGGAAGGUUAGCCUCAUCCUUUGAUUGUGCUUCACUGACUAGAGCACUGACACUUUUCGUGCCUUCAAACGAUACGUAGGCGAGGAAGGGGAUCUAAAGGACGCCACGAACGAUUACCUCGAACGACUUGUGAGUCAAGAAACACAGUCGAUUCAGGCCUGCUCGACCCUGCGAAUCUAGCUGAUACACCUUCCAUGAUGAUUUUCGAUACAGAUUGCACGAGAUAACGCCGGUGCAACAGAAGGUGAAGACGACGAUGAUGCUCGUUCUGAUUGGUCCGACGAGAUCCUCUGGGCCUCCCCGUUGGACGAUGUCGACGCCUAUGUCAAGUUCACGACCGUGCUCACGACGCUCGAACGGUCUGUUCCUGACUUGUUCCAACUUGCUGUUGGACCUUUGGACGCAAAGCAAAAGGCCGAGUUGGAGGUCGUUGCGAGGAGAGCUCUGGCGGGUGGGGAGAAGGCCGAGGUGGAGACGCCGGCAGGGGAGCAGUAA